ACUUGAAGCCACACAAUCAUUACAUAAACUAUACUCCAUUAAAAAAAAAAAAGAUAUGAUGGUUCAAAGCCAUUGUUAUUGUUAUUUCUUCUGCUUGAUUUCCCUUCUACUCCACACUCUUGCUUCUCCUAAGCUCCACCAUUGCCACCAUGAUCAAAGGGAUGCUCUUCUUGAAUUCAAAGAUGAGUUUCCGACUCUUCAGUAUAACGCAAAGGUUAAUGGAAGAUCGUUAAGUUCAUGGAACAAGACUAGUGAUUGUUGUUCUUGGGAGGAGGUCACAUGCGACACUAAAUCUGGCAAGGUGAUUUCACUUGUCCUUGACUUCUUUUAUCUCAACAACUCUUUGAAAACAAAUAGUAGUCUUUUCAAACUCCAACAUCUUCGUAUACUAUCCCUUUCUGGUUGCAAACUCUAUGGAGAGGUUCCUUCCUCAUUAGGAAACCUUUCUCAUCUCACGGAUCUUGUGCUUCCCCAUAACAAAUUAGUUGGUCAGUUUCCAGCUUCAGUUGGAAAUCUUACCCAACUAACGCGCUUGGAGCUUAGCGACAACAACUUCAGCGGCAUGCUUCCACAUGACAUGAGUGGAUACCAAAACCUGGAUUAUUUUGAUGUUAGAGAAAAUUCAUUUUCCGGGCCUUUUCCUACAUCCUUGUUCAAGAUUCCUUCGUUAGAUUUUGUUUUAUUGGGGAGUAACCACUUCAAGGGACCUAUGGAUUUUGGGAAUGCAUCUUCAACGUCUAGGCUAUAUUAUCUAUCCCUUAGUUAUAACCAAUUCAAUGGCCCAAUACCCGAUUCUACAUGUGAAUUUCCCCAUCUCGGAGAUUUAGAUCUUAAAUACAACAAUUUCAUUGGGUCAAUCCCUAGGUGUAUAUCAAAGUUAGACCGGCUCAUUGAUAUUGAUUUUUCCAACAAUAAGUUGGAAGGCGAAGUACCAGGUUGCUUACGGAGAUUGACGUCAGUGAGGCUUUCUCACAACUCUUUUAGUAGCUUUGGAAAAUCAUGGGAAGUUCUCAAUGAUGAAUUUACGCUUAUGUGGAUAUUGGAUCUUAAUUCGAAUUCAUUUCGAGGACAAGUACCCAAUUGGAUCUGCAAGAUUAGUUUGCUAUUGCUCUUAGAUUUUUCCAACAAUAGCUUCAACGGCUCAAUUCCUACAUGUUUAAAGAAUUGUCGGCAUCUUAAGGCUCUAAUUCUUCGUAACAAUAGUCUUAGCGGAACUCUUCCUGAAAUAUUUGUCAAUGCUACUAUGUUACUGUCACUUGACGUUAGUGGCAACCAGUUGGAGGGAAAAUUUCCAAAAUCAUUGGUCAGUUGCGAAAGUUUGGAAUAUUUGAAUGUUGAAGAAAACAGAAUCAAAGACAAGUUUCCAUUUUGGUUGACUUCUCUGCCACGUUUAAGCGUCCUCAGCCUUAGAUCAAAUGAAUUCUACGGGCCGUUAUACCAUCUUAACGUAUCCAUUGGGUUUCAAAGUUUAAGAGUCAUCGAUAUAUCGCUUAAUGAUUUCAGCGGAACCUUGCCGCCUUUCUAUUUUCAAAAUUGGCGUAAAAUGAUCAACGCAUCAGUUGGUGAAGAUAACAUCUUUGAGCCGUAUAUGGACAUACCGCUUGAUCUUCUUAGCUAUAGUAAUUCGAUGGAAAUGGUGCAGAAAGGAACAAAUAGAAAAUUUGAGCGGAUCCGAAGGGACUUUAGAGCUAUUGACUUUUCAAAAAACAGAUUUUGUGGAGAAAUCCCUGGAUCCAUUGGAUUGUUGAAAGAAUUGCGUCUUCUCAACUUGUCAGGUAACGCAUUCACAAGUGGUAUACCUCAAUCAUUGGCAAAUUUAACAAAGCUCGAGGAACUAGAUCUAUCCCAAAACCAGUUGUCAGGUCAGAUUCCUCGCGAUCUUGGUAGCCUCUCCUUUCUGUCAACCAUGAACUUCUCCCACAACAAUCUCGAAGGUUCAGUGCCGCGAGGUACACAAUUUCAAAGUCAAAAUUGUUCUUCAUUCAUGGACAACCCCAAACUCUAUGGUCUAGAGGAAAUUUGUGGAAAAAUUCAUGUCCCAAAUCAAGCACCACAAGAAUCAGAGGAGUUGUCGGAGACAGAAGAACAAGAGAUUAACUGGAUAGCAGCAGCAAUAGCCUAUGGACCUGGUCUCUUCUGCGGAUUGGUGAUUGGACAUAUAUUUGUUACACAUAAUUAUGAGUGGUUCAUGGAAAAAUGUUAUUGAUACAAUCCUCUAGUCACCAUAAUAGGUCGUUGAACACCAUCUCUUGUAGUCUUUUUUUAAGUGUUUGUAUUUGUGAUAAAUUGUCAGAUGUUGUUUCUCGAACUCAUUAGUGUUUGUACUCGUCUGUUUUAUGGUUUUGUAACAAGUAAUGAAAUAACAAUGUU
Arabidopsis lyrata subsp. lyrata is the source of this 2370-nucleotide messenger RNA. RefSeq names its product receptor like protein 30-like. Gene Ontology annotation, molecular function: protein binding. The transcript has a single exon. Bases 56 to 2206 code for a protein of 716 amino acids. NCBI's taxonomy places the organism in Eukaryota, Viridiplantae, Streptophyta, Magnoliopsida, Brassicales, Brassicaceae. The record is from RefSeq and is a predicted model, not a curated record.